Molecule: messenger RNA, 585 nt
Organism: Candidula unifasciata
Lineage: Eukaryota; Metazoa; Mollusca; Gastropoda; Stylommatophora; Geomitridae
Source: the annotation of a GenBank genome assembly
AUGUUUAUAUGUAUUUUGGGAACUUUAUGCCAAUAUUACAUGUCUUUUGGCAUUAUUCUGUUUGUGUAUACAUGGAAACAUUUGUCUCUUUCAGGGCCAGCAUUUCGUACAGGACGAGGACAUAAGGAUCACUCAAAUUUUAUGGUAAAUGCUGCGUCCAAGCAUUUACCAGUAACUUCUACAGCGCCAAACGCUGAGAACUUCAGUUUACCAACACCGGCAGGUCUGAGUCACAGAAUGGAUACAGAUUCCGGCAUCCAUUGCCCUCACUGUCCUUUAGUACUGUUAGAUGGUGCAGACUAUAGGAAUCACAUUUCUCGGCAGCAUGGCUUUCUGUUGCAGUUUACCUGCUCUUUAUGUGGCAAAGGUUACCAGACAUCUAUGGGGCUACACUACCACAUGCAGGGCCAUCAAGGGAAAAAUUACUCUUGCCCCAUGUGUAAUGUGAAAUUGACACGGAUGUUCUCACUAAAAAUGCAUUUGAAAAAAGUUCAUCGUUCAGCUAAGUGUCAAACUUGCCAGCGGUUUUUAAGCUUGGGAGAGGAGUUUAAUAAUCAUGUUCUGCACUGUGGGAGUGCAAUUUAA